UUUGUAGCUGAUUCUCAAAAGUACCUCUCGAUUGAUUUAGUCAUUGCAUCUGAAGAUGUUGUUAACUAUCCUCAGGAGUUUUUAAACUCCCUAACUCCAUCAGGAUUUCCACCCCAUAAGUUGAGUUUGAAAGUUGGAGCUCUGAUUAUGCUACUACGUAAUCUUCAACCUCCGAACCUGUGUAGUGGAACCAGACUGAAAAUUAAAACUCUGCAAAAUAAUGUUAUAGAAGCUACUAUUUUGACAGGUCCAGCAUCACGACAAAUAGCUUUUAUUCCAAGAAUUCGGAUAAUACCAACUGAUUUACCUUUUCAGUUCAAGCGUUUACAGUUUUCUGACAAAGUUUCUUUUGCGAUGACAAUUAACAAGUCACAAGGACAAACUUAUAAUUUCAUGGAGGUAUCUGAAAAUAUUAUGGUAUCCUAA
Messenger RNA from Copidosoma floridanum, 426 nucleotides. RefSeq lists its product as uncharacterized. NCBI's taxonomy places the organism in Eukaryota, Metazoa, Arthropoda, Insecta, Hymenoptera, Encyrtidae. The record is from RefSeq and is a predicted model, not a curated record.